GACAAUAUAAUAUUUAAAGUUUCAAAUGGAAUCUUUGCACCAGAUGGAUGCUCCACAUGAAGAAGUGGAUACGAAAGACCUGAUGAGUAAAAAACUGGCAGAGCUUAAAAAGAGAGAAAAACAGAUUCAGAAAGAUUCAGCAAGAAUUGACACUCAAAUCUGUGUUAAUCUCUAUUUAAACAUCAAGAAGUUUAGACGAGGAUUUCAACCAAUUUGGGAUCUUUACUUCGAGGUUAAUCUAUCCAGAUAUUGAAAAAUACUAAAGCAGUUAUCUCGUUUUGUGAUGCCUCCAGAAUCAAAAUUUUCAUUUUGUAAUCAACCCUUGGCAGGUUGCCAUGUGAAAGAGUUUCUAUCCAAAUCCAUUCCACCCAGGAUUCAAGAGAUUUGUGCUACUAGUAGUAGAUUUGAUAAAUCACCCUCUUACUUCAAUUUGAUUCUCCGUGCCUGUAUGUACACAAUAGCAGAUGCUAGCUUAGAUGGUUUUAAAAACCUGAACAUGAAGCAACUCAAGAGGAUGUUCUCAGCCAAUAAGCAUACAAAAUCACUAACAAUUUUCAAUUGCUCGCUUCGCCUUCCAGCUUGCCCAGAUUUUUCAGAUUGAUUCAGAGGCACAACUCUGUCCGAACUUAAAUUAUGUUAUAUUAAAGUGGAAAGCAGAAAUGAGGAAGAGGAGCACUUACAUGAGCUAGAUGGACUGAUCUCAGGCUUAUCUAAAUCUCCAGAUCUUCAUAAAAGCAUCAAGAUAAUCCAAAUUUUCCCCUCUGGAACAUUCAAAGAGCAAAGCAACCAAACCCUGGUGAAAUACGGGUUUCCCUUUUAUUAAAACUGACUAUACUCUU
Molecule: messenger RNA, 839 nt
Organism: Moneuplotes crassus
Lineage: Eukaryota; Ciliophora; Spirotrichea; Euplotida; Euplotidae
Source: the annotation of a GenBank genome assembly